AUGGCAUUCAAGUUUGUUACGUUUUUUGCAUUCGUCGCAGUUGCCAGUGCUGGACUUGUUACUGUACCACAAGUAUAUCACCCAGCUCCGGUACCUACUACUGUGGUGAAAACAAUCACUCCUGUUACGUAUGCACAUGCCCAACCGAUAUUGACUCAACAUCAUGAUGAUCAAUAUGAUCCUCAUCCCCAAUAUAAAUUCGCAUACGAAGUUAACGAUGAACAUACCGGUGACAAUCACAGCCAACAAGAAGAACGUGAUGGUGAUGUUGUCCACGGCGAAUACUCAUUGAUUGAUGCUGAUGGUUUCAGACGUGUUGUCCAGUACUCUGUUGAUCCUCACAGUGGCUUUAAUGCCGUUGUAAAUCGCAUUCCUUUGGAACAUGUCAAAACCGUUGUAAAAUCUGUUGCUGCUCCUGUGCACUAUGUAGCUCCUGUUCCAGCCACCACUAUUGUCAAACAAUAUCCAGUUCCUGUGGCAUAUCAUCAACAUCAUUAA
Messenger RNA from Calliphora vicina (urban bluebottle blowfly), 498 nucleotides. RefSeq names its product larval cuticle protein A2B-like. The record is from RefSeq and is a predicted model, not a curated record. NCBI's taxonomy places the organism in Eukaryota, Metazoa, Arthropoda, Insecta, Diptera, Calliphoridae. The transcript is spliced from 2 exons. Bases 1 to 498 code for a protein of 165 amino acids. Gene Ontology annotation, cellular component: extracellular matrix.